AUGGUCUUAAGUGUUUUUACAAUAGUUUUUUUAAUAUUUGUUUUAUUUUUAUUUACGGAUACUAAAAAACCAAAAGGAUAUCCACCAGGACCCAAAUGGUUACCAUUAGUGGGAUGCUAUCCAUUAUUUCGUAAAUUAUUAAAAACAUUGGGAUACCAUCAUUUAGUUUGGGAGCGUUUAGCCCAUUAUUAUGGCGAUUUGGUAGGUUUACGUUUGGGACGUGAUCGAAUUGUAAUUGUAUCCGGUCGUACAGCUAUCAGAGAAGUAUUAACUCGCGAAGAAUUUGAUGGACGACCAGAAGGAUAUUUAUUUCGUUUACGCACUUUUGGAAAACGAUUAGGAAUUGUUUUUACUGAUGGUAUAUUUUGGCAAGAACAACGGCGUUUUUCCUUAAAGCAUCUACGUAAUUUUGGUUUUGGGCGACGUGAUAUGGAAGAACAAAUAAUGUUAGAAGCAAAAGAUUUGGUUGACUCGUUUAGAGAUAAAUGUGGUCAACCAAUUCUUAUGCAUACAGCGUUUGAUAUAUCGGUGCUAAAUGUAUUGUGGGCAAUGUUGGCUGGAGAACGUUUUGCGUUGGAUGAUAAACGAUUAGAAGAGUUACUUCAAAUUGUCCAUGAUAUAUUUCGAAUGUUGGAUAUGUCUGGAGGCCUGUUAAAUCAAAUGCCAUUUCUCCGGUUUUUUAUUCCCGAACAAUGUGGAUAUAAUCAACAUAUGAGAACUUUAAAUCGAAUGUUUGCAUUUUUAGAGGGAACUAUCGAUGAUCACAAGAAAGUAACUUCAAGUUGUGCCCGUGAUUUGAUUGAUGCGUUUUUACAAAAUAUGAAUGAAAAUGAUUCAAAUUCGUCUUUUUCACGAGAACAAUUACUUUCGUUAUGUUUGGAUUUAUUUAUGGCUGGAUCCGAAACCACAAGUAAUACUUUAGGAUUUGCUAUGUUGUAUAUGGUGAAAUAUCCUGAAGUACAAAAACGCGUUCAGAAAGAAAUCGAUAAUGUCAUUGGUCAUGAUCGUUGGCCAUCUUUACAAGAUCGAACAAGAAUGAAUUACGUUGAAGCUGUAAUAAUGGAACUGCAACGAUUAUUGAACAUUGCUCCGGUAGCUGUAGCACAUCGAGCAAUGGCUGACACUCAAUUAUUGGGUCAUGAAAUUCCCAAAAACACAACACUUCUAGUAUGUUUACGAAGCUUACACAUGGAUAAAAUACACUGGGAAAAUCCAGAAGAAUUUAAUCCUGAUCGUUUUUUGGAUACACAUGGUAAUUUAAAACGAUCUCAUGAUGAUUGGUUUGCUCCAUUUGGUUUUGGGCGACGUCGAUGUUUAGGUGAAACUUUAGCACGAUCAAGUUUAUUCUUAUUUUUUACAUCAAUUUUACAUAAUUAUAAUUUAAAUUCAUCACCUGAACAUGAAUUUCCAUUUCCAGAAGGCUAUGAUGGUAUUACAAUAUCACCAAAACCGUUUCAUGUAAUAUUGACACCUCGUCUACUUACUUACAAAUCAUUGUCGUUGUGGAAAAGUGUAUUAUACUCUAAUUAUAAAUAUUGUCAAUCAAAAAACAUUUUCUCGUUCAGUUUUAUACUGAUGGCCGUUCUAUUGUUGAUAUUGUUGAGUGUCUUUAUUAUUUUGUUAAUUAUUCGUUCAAUUAAGAAACCAUAUAAUUAUCCUCCAGGACCAUCAUGGCUACCAAUUGUUGGAUGUCUACCUACAUUCAAGAAAAAACUAAUGAAGCAUGCUGGAGCAAUGUAUUUGGGUUUACAAGAAUUGGCCGAUGAAUACAAUACAAACAUUCUAGGCUUAAAAUUAGGCAAAGAUCAAAUAAUCUGCGUUUUUGGCUACGAGCGUGUCAAAGAAGUAUUAACGAACGAUGAUUUUACUGGUCGGCCAGAUGGCUUUUUUCUUCGUCUUAGAACGUUUGGAAUGCGUAAAGGAAUAACAUUUACUGACGGUCCAGUGUGGCACGAACAACGAAGUUUUGUUACGCGACAUUUACGUAACGUCGGAUUUGGAAAAAAAUCAAUGGAAUUAAAAAUAAUUAACGAAUGUCAAGAUUUAAUACAGUUUAUAAAUGCAAAUGGACCAGAUAUUGAUAUGGAGGAAUUUUUUGCUGCAAGUGUACUAAGUGUAUUGUGGGAUCUAACGGCAGGCAAAAGUUUAGAUCGAAACGAUGAUAAAUUAAAAGAAUUAUUAGUUUUACUUAAAAGAAGGUUACGGGUAUUUGAUGUGAGUGGUGGUUUAUUGGGUCAAAUGCCUUGGUUACGAUUUGUUAUACCAGAAAAAAGUGGAUUUAAUCUCAUUACGAAGUUGAACGUACAAAUGAGAAAUUUUUUAAUGGAAACAAUUUUGGAACAUCAUGCAACGUUUACGGGUGACGAUAGUGAUUUAAUUUAUGCGUUUAUACAAGAAAUGAAAAUCCAACAAAAAGAAGGAAAAAAUGAUUCUAUCUUUACAAAUGACCAAUUAUUAGCAGUAAUUUUGGAUUUAUUUAUUGCUGGAUCGCACACAACCAACUCUAUGAGUGGGUUUUUAUUUUAUAAUUUGUUGUGCUAUCCUGAUAUAAAAGUUAAAAUAUUAAAGGAAAUUGAUGCUAAUAUUCCAAAAUCUAGAAUGCCAGAACUAGCAGAUCGUGUGAAACUUCCAUAUCUUGAAGCAUUCAUAAUGGAAACGAGAAGAAUGCAGCCAGUUGCUGGUAUAGCUGGGCCGAGAAGAGUAUUACAGGAUUACCGAAUGGAUAAAUACAAUUUGGAAAAAGAUGUUACAGUAUUAAUAAGUAUUUGGUCCGUACAUAUGAACAAAGAAUAUUGGAAAGAUCCAGAAGUAUUUCGCCCAGAACGUUUUAUUGGAAAAGAUGGAUUAUUUUAUCCAAAUGAACGUAUAUUAAAUUUUGGUUUAGGUAAAAGACGUUGUCUUGGAGAAGCACUUGGAAAAGAUUGUAUAUUUUUAUUUUUCGCUGGUAUUUUACAAAAGUUUGAUGUUUUACCAGUUUCGAACAUUCCAUUACCAUUAAAGAGGGCAUACGCUGGUAUAACAAUGACUCCAGACCCAUUUAGUAUUCGUUUUGUAAACAGAUAAAAUAUUUUAUUCUUGUAAUAAAAAAAUGUAAAUUAAA
Messenger RNA from Chrysoperla carnea, 3100 nucleotides. RefSeq lists its product as uncharacterized. Bases 1 to 3063 code for a protein of 1020 amino acids. Gene Ontology annotation, cellular component: intracellular membrane-bounded organelle; cytoplasm. Gene Ontology annotation, biological process: xenobiotic metabolic process. The record is from RefSeq and is a predicted model, not a curated record. NCBI's taxonomy places the organism in Eukaryota, Metazoa, Arthropoda, Insecta, Neuroptera, Chrysopidae. Gene Ontology annotation, molecular function: oxidoreductase activity, acting on paired donors, with incorporation or reduction of molecular oxygen, reduced flavin or flavoprotein as one donor, and incorporation of one atom of oxygen; iron ion binding; heme binding. The transcript is spliced from 13 exons.